CCACUCCUGUUAUGCGCGCGAUGGCAAACUUUAUUGUCGCAUAGACUAUGAAAGACAAUUUCUGCGCAAUCGAUGCCUCGGCUGUGGUCACAGAAUCGCCUCCGAUGAGCUGGUUAUGCGAACUUUUGACAGCGUUUUCCAUUUGAAAUGCUUUGCCUGCGUUGUAUGCGGCGGCAUCUUGAAGAAGGGAGAGCAGUAUGUGGUGAAGCAGGGUCAACUAUUCUGCCGUUUGGAUUAUGAAAAGGAGGUGGAAAUGCUGCAGGGUUAUGAUUUUUAUGGCGAUGACUUAUUUACGCCGAAAUUGGAUGGACGACGUGGUCCUAAGCGACCACGCACCAUUCUGAAUACGCAGCAGAGAAGGGCUUUCAAAGCAUCUUUUGAGUUAUCGCCAAAACCAUGCCGAAAAGUAAGAGAGAAUUUAGCAAAGGAGACUGGAUUAAGUUUAAGAAUUGUACAGGUUUGGUUUCAAAAUCAGCGUGCCAAGGUGAAAAAAAUCCAAAAGAAGGCGAAGCAGGAACACUCGAAAGGAGCUAGCGACUCACAAGAUUCUCAAGAAUCGGACAGUAGCAAUUUGGCGAAGAUUAAAGACGAAGCGCACAGUGACUGUGAAUCGCUGCUGGAGUCGCCGUUUUCCGCUUGCGUUGGCAGCGGAGGUAGUGGUGGGAGUGGCGUUGGCGUUGGCGUUGGCAUUGGCGUUGGCGAUGUAUCCUCCUGUGCAGAUGGCGCUGUAAAAAUGCGCUCUAUCAAAGAUGAAAAUGAGAAUACGUCAUUUAAUUGCAUGGAAACCAAUAAAGGUGCGUUGCUAACAAUAUCAAAGGAG
Molecule: messenger RNA, 820 nt
Organism: Rhagoletis zephyria (snowberry fruit fly)
Lineage: Eukaryota; Metazoa; Arthropoda; Insecta; Diptera; Tephritidae
Product: LIM homeobox transcription factor 1-beta.1-like
Biological process (GO): neuron differentiation; regulation of transcription by RNA polymerase II
Cellular component (GO): nucleus
Molecular function (GO): DNA-binding transcription factor activity, RNA polymerase II-specific; RNA polymerase II transcription regulatory region sequence-specific DNA binding
Source: RefSeq, a predicted model, not a curated record